Messenger RNA from Acaulospora morrowiae, 305 nucleotides. The record is from the annotation of a GenBank genome assembly. Lineage: Eukaryota; Fungi; Glomeromycota; Glomeromycetes; Diversisporales; Acaulosporaceae.
AACCAUGGCCCUCUUCUGGAAUAGCCUCCGGAGCUCCUUUAACUUUUACGUUUCCCUUCCAUCCCAACAAACAUUGGAUUGGGUUCAACUGUGUCACUUUUUAUGUUAUCAUGUCUGGUUCUAUCGUUAGUGCAUCAUUAUCUCAAAUGGCCCUCCAUUUUUCGUGGAAGUUAAGGAAUGAAAUUAUGUAUUUGACAAAUGAUGCAGAGAAAGUGAAUUGUGACUUAGAGAGUCUCGAGGAAACGAAUAUUGAACAUAUGGAAAGCGGAGAAGGAAAUAAAGAUAUUCGAAAUAUUGUUAGUUGA